This is a messenger RNA of Rhinopithecus roxellana (golden snub-nosed monkey), 1517 nucleotides long. It is a transcript of the gene TMEM91, whose product is annotated as transmembrane protein 91. The record is from RefSeq and is a predicted model, not a curated record. Bases 499 to 1431 code for a protein of 310 amino acids. The transcript is spliced from 4 exons. Gene Ontology annotation, cellular component: intracellular membrane-bounded organelle; membrane. NCBI's taxonomy places the organism in Eukaryota, Metazoa, Chordata, Mammalia, Primates, Cercopithecidae.
GCCAGGAAGGCCCUGGAGAAUCAGGGGUGCCCUCUCCUCCGGCAGAGCUUGGGCCUGGACUCACGAAGAAGGGGCUACCGUUCUCCGAGGAUUCCCGCCUGCUCCCAGACCCCCGGGAGUCGUAGGAACCCGCUCCUGGACGCUGAAGUCGGCUUUCAGGGCCCCCUCGCCGGACUCCGAGGAGGGACAGAGCCUGGGAGGCCGUCGCCCCGCCCCGUCCCCGCCCCCGCGCGCAGCGGGCCCGGGGCGCCGAGACCCGCGAAGAGGAAAGCGCUAGGUCCCCGCGCCCCUCGGACCCUUGGUGGCAGGGUCUGGGCGGGUGUCAUUGCGGGGGUUCAGGAGGCCCCCGGCCUGUGAUCGUGAGCGGUGAGCGAGGGGUGUAGGUGGGUGGGGGUCACAGUCCCUCCCCUGGGUCCUGGCGUUGGGGAUGAGAAGGCAAAGCUUUGGCGAGGAAAUCGGCUCAGUCAAGGAAACCCCUCUUGGAGUUUUCCCAAAGCCAUGGACAGUCCUAGUCUUCGUGAGCUUCAACAGCCUCUGCUGGAGAGCACAGAAUGUGAGACCCCUGCCCAGAAGCCUGGCAGGCAUGAGCUGGGGUCCGCCUUAAGAGAGAUAGCCUUUGCCGAGUCCCUGAGGGGUUUGCAGUUCCUGUCACCGCCUCUUCCCUCUGUCAGCGCUGGCCUGGGGGAACCAAGGCCCCCUGAUGUUGAGGACAUGUCAUCCAGUGACAGUGACUCGGACUGGGAUGACGGCAGCCGUCUUUCACCAUUUCUACCCCACGACCACCUCGGCUUGGCUGUCUUCUCCAUGCUGUGCUGUUUCUGGCCUGUGGGCAUCGCUGCCUUCUGUCUAGCCCAGAAGCAUCCCCAGUGCCUGACCUAUAGUAGGUGCUACGUAUCUGCUUUUGGAAUACAUGCAUGCAUGAAUGAAUGGGUAUGUUGGGUGGGGGAGAGACCAGGGGAAGGGUCUGGGACUGAGGGGAUGCCUGGGUCACUGCUGCCCACUGCCUCUACAGACCAACAAGGCUUGGGCCAAGGGGGACAUCCAGGGGGCAGGGGCCGCCUCCCGCCGUGCCUUCCUGCUGGGGGUCCUCGCCGUCGGGCUGGGCGUGUGCACGUAUGCGGCUGCCCUGGUGACCCUGGCCGCCUACCUUGCCUCCCGAGACCCGCCCUAGUUGCCCCUACAGCCCUCACUGUGAACCCUGAGGCUGGCAGCCCAGCAAAUCUGUGGGCAGAGAGUGGAGAAUCUUGGUGGAUGAGGCUGCGGCAGCGGCAGGAGCAUCUAGAAACGGGAGCGAGCUGGACUGGAACCCCUCCCCUUCCUGGCCACCGCUCAUCAGGCGGCAGCAACGUGAGAUUAAACACCAGACACUCUUGCAGCAAACCAGAGUCUGUUCAUGUGUGUGGGAGGAUGGAAGGGGUUGGGGGUGAUUGAGACCAACAGGGGACUGACUGGUCAGGGUGACGGGCUGUGGUGGGCAUCCCCAGGGUACUUGCUCCCUGAGACCUGAGCUGGAAAAG